UCUUUUGGAGAGUGGAGUAAAUGGUCCUUGCAUCCUUCCUCUUUUCUUCUCUUGUGUUCGUCGUCCUUGCCGGGGCCGCCUUGGUGGUUGUCUGCAUGAUCACCUUCCUCUUCGGCUGGGGAGUAGCAGGCGGCGUAAUGUUGUCAGCUGGGACCUCGGGUUUUACCUCCGUCAGGUCCAGGUUAUGAGCCUAGGCAAUUGCUUCGACGAACUCAGUGAGGCUGAGCCUCCGCUUCUCGACUGGUUUGGGCAUCGCGAGUUCUUCUUUGUACCUCCAGACACCACACUCCCUGGGUUGGUUGAAGAACUCAUCUGCGACGGGGUCUUCAAUUCCCGUUUAGUAAAAUACAGCCCAAUCGAUGUCGCCAAGACGGGAAUCCUCCUUCAGCUCCUCGACAGAGCACGCAGACUCUUCGUAGUCGUCGUCUUCCUCAGGUCCUCCGAACAGCUCCUCGCACCUCUCCUCGAUCAUUUCUCGAAUAGAUUCGAGGACGGCUUGAAGGCAAGUGAGGUCUUCAGAACCCUCGGCAAGGCUCUCGUCACCCUUGGCCUUGGUGUAAGCGGGCUUGCGUCCUUGGUAAAUCCACUUGUGAACUUCUUCAAAGUGAAACAUCAUGUUCCGGCGAUGUUCUCAAGGACUCCCUCGGCGAGCCCUUUGUAGUUAAUGUUGGCCUCGACCAAGUGGUCGUGGAUCAUCCCAACAUGUUUAGGGAUGAAGUCAGCGAUGUUUGCGACCUCAACACGACGGACCCCAAGCACGUUGAGGCGGUCACCGAGGUAGGAAGUGUACUGGUUAUUUACA
This is a messenger RNA of Saitoella complicata NRRL Y-17804, 802 nucleotides long. RefSeq lists its product as uncharacterized. The transcript has a single exon. The coding region runs from base 185 to 661 and encodes 158 amino acids. The record is from RefSeq and is a predicted model, not a curated record. NCBI's taxonomy places the organism in Eukaryota, Fungi, Ascomycota, Saitoellomycetes, Saitoellales, Saitoellaceae.